Messenger RNA from Anopheles aquasalis, 1351 nucleotides. RefSeq names its product thiamin pyrophosphokinase 1. NCBI's taxonomy places the organism in Eukaryota, Metazoa, Arthropoda, Insecta, Diptera, Culicidae. Gene Ontology annotation, molecular function: thiamine binding; thiamine diphosphokinase activity; ATP binding. Gene Ontology annotation, biological process: thiamine metabolic process; thiamine diphosphate biosynthetic process. The record is from RefSeq and is a predicted model, not a curated record.
UGGCGCCUCACUGGAGGGCGGCGGGCAGGAGUCGUGAUUUCUUUCGUAAAUAACCACGCUGGUCUAGUUGAAUCGAGUGAAACCGGCUUGUCUCACUAGCUAGACGCGGCUCGGAGAUCGUACGGAUGCGUGAUUAGAAAGGUGCACUUUACACGCAGAGGUCAAACGGAACGCGAUUUCGCAGAUACGCACGCGAUGCAUAACGAUGCAGCAAACGAUGACAUGACAAACGGUGCUGUUGCCAGUGGGAGCACCGAAGCUACUAGUGCCACCCACUACUGGACCCCGGGCACGCUAAUCGAUGGCCAAGGAGGAUUCGAGGACACGGCUAUCGUGCUGCUGAACCGACCGAUUCUGUUGGACAAAAGCUAUUUCACAACCGUCUGGAACGGUGCGCAGGUACGUGUGGCCGUCGAUGGGGGCACAAACCGUUGGGUCGACUUCGUCAAGGACACCGUGAACGGUGAGCAACGUAAACUGAAACCGCCCGACCUAGUAACCGGUGACUUUGAUUCCUGCAAUCAGGAAGCCAUGAAAUACGUGGAACAACUGAACUGCACGAUCGUACGCACGCCAGACCAGAAUGCUACGGAUUUCACGAAAUCCCUCAAAGUGCUUCGCUCCCACACGAACGAGGUAGCGCGCGUACUAACGCUGUGCGAAUCAUCCGGCCGUCUCGAUCAGAUUAUGGCCAACAUCAAUACGCUCUUUCUAGCCCUAACCAUCCUUCCGGGCGUGCCCAUCUUUCUGCGCUCCAGCAAUUCACUUUCCUGGCUACUCGAACCAGGUGAUCACAUGAUCGACAUUCCACCGCGGCUCGUGCACGAGAGUAUCUGGUGCUCGCUGGUACCAAUCGGGCGCAGUUGCCGCUGCACCACCGAGGGCCUCAAGUGGAACCUCACGGAGCGCAUCAUGGAGUUCGGUUCGCUGGUAAGCACCUCCAACACGUACUCGAGUGAACGGGUACGGAUCGUUAACGAAGAACCGCUUCUCUGGUCAAUGGGCACGACUCCGAAGGAUAUGUGACCGCGAAACGUCACACCAUUACCUGCGGGUGGAUGAGAGCCCCUCUUCCAAACCUUCUGCCCGGUGCUUUACUGGUGCUGUUAUAGCAUUUAAUGCUCUUUCGGCUUUAAAUAGCUUUAGUGUACAACCACAAGCCAGCAGUUCCUUCCCGAUCCACUGACUUUCCAUUGACCACUUGGAUGUUAUUUAGCCGCCUUUCCCCUUACUGUUGUAUUAUAGGACCCCUUUCCGUUUUAGGCUUGGUUUUGGGUUGGUUCGGUGAUCGUUAUUAACCGACGAGACAAUAUACGGUUGCAUAGCAAAAUACAAAUCCAUCUGGCCACGA